UUUCCUUACUUCCUUUCAUUCACACACACUCGUCGUUUUAUACUGAAGCAUAUUUCCCGGCCGAAAACUUCUUUGUUCAAUACAAAUUUCUCUCCUGAACACUUUCCUCUUGUUUCUUCCUAAUUUCUCUACUGCCUUUUCAACCCUACCUGAACCUUCGCUUCUUUUUCUCCCACAAUAUCUAGUCUACCAGCAUUAUCUUCAAAGAUUAUACACAUUCAAUAUGAGAUAUAGCCGAUACCGUACCUCAGCAACUACUACACUGAUAAUUCUCGCACUAUCACUCUUAUCCACCAUCACAAGGGCCCUGCCUACUGUACAGAUUCAAGAGCGCAAUGUACUCCAACUCGCAGCACCUCCGCCCACCCAUGCUCCAACCCAACCGGCCGCACCUGUGAACCCAAAACCUUCUGUGCCCUCCCCUAAUCCUCUUCCUACUAAAGACCCAGAACCCACUCAAACCCAACAGCCAGACCCAGAACCUACUGAAGAGCUGCCAGCUCAACCUCCUUCUUCGCCUUCUGUCUCCGAGCCAUCUUCACCACAUCCUUCAGUGCCACCUGCACCCAAACCUUCCAAUCCCAAUUCUCCACCACAACAUUCUGCAAAUCCUCCACUAGCGAAGCCUUCUGCUACAAACGCUAUCACUGAAUCGGCUGUAAGCUCUGUUGAUCCUGUUGUUGUCUUGGGCACAGCUCCUAAUGCAGUACCAACAACCUCAGCUUCACCAGAUGAUGGGUCUGGUGUGCCCACGAAGGUAUCUCAAAGAGUUCUUAUUGGUAUUGGCACAGCUCUUGGGACAGUGGUUAUUGCACUCGGAGGGCUCGCAUUCUACCGCAAUCGGAAAAAGAAGAAACUAGCAACAGCGCUCCUUGAACAAACCGCGCAGUUUAAUCACAACGAUCCAUAUGCUAGAUUCUCAGAAAAUACGAAGUCUGUCAAGGAAGGAGUACCUAUGACUCCAACCAAACCCUUGGGAACAUACACUGUAGCAGUAGCUUAUAUUCCUGCGCUGGCAGAUGAGAUUGAGCUUGGUGAAGGUGACUCAAUAACGAUUCUUCAGGAGUAUGAUGAUGGAUGGUGCCUCGGCAUCAAUAAUUCGAGAAACGGUAUUAAGGGGGUUUUCCCAGGACGUCUCUUAGAAGAUUAUUAUAAUACGCAAUAUACUGGGCACGACGGACUAAGCCCUUAUCCGCAAGAUCAUGGCUUCAGGGCUAUAACUAGCAAACGCAUUAGCUCAAUGCCUACGGCUGGAUGGAAUAAUCCAGUGGUGUACAGUGGCGGCUAUAGUGGCUGUCUCCCCAAUCCUCAUUCCCAUGCACACUAUAGCAAUGGUCAAGGUUACUAUAAUAAUAAUUAUAGUGGACACUAGCCCACAGAGAAUGAUCAAUAUUUUAGUAUGGUUGUUCCUGUAUCUUAUAGCAUGUCAUAGUCAAUAGCAUUACAC
Lobosporangium transversale is the source of this 1447-nucleotide messenger RNA. RefSeq lists its product as hypothetical. The coding region runs from base 224 to 1372 and encodes 382 amino acids. NCBI's taxonomy places the organism in Eukaryota, Fungi, Mortierellomycota, Mortierellomycetes, Mortierellales, Mortierellaceae. Gene Ontology annotation, molecular function: protein binding. The record is from RefSeq and is a predicted model, not a curated record. The transcript is spliced from 2 exons.